AUGAGCACUCCUACAACAACCACACCACCACAUUCACGAAAUUUACUUCGGAAUUCGUUAUGUAUUGAAGUCAUUCCGAAUCAGUCAUCAUCAUCCUCCACAGGUAUUCAUUCGUCGUCGUCAUCAACGUCAACCUUCAAUUCACCUCAUUCACCACUUUCUUUGUUGAAUCAUCAUCAUUCGACUAGUAAUAAUGUGAGAAUUACAUCUCCACUAUCGAUAACCAGUUCGACAAAUUCUCGAGCGAGAUAUAGUGUAGUGACGUGCGGAAGUAAUGGACAUCUGCCAAACGUCACUACGGAUUGGGAUAUUAAAAAAAUUCAAGAAGAAAUUAGAAUAGCCACCAUGAUGACAAAGAAUCACACACCCUCCUCUUCGGAUUCAUCUUUAAACACUGUUCUUUCGCCCUCCAAUAACAUUUCUCCAAAAGAAAUUCCAAAAACUCCAAUUUUGGAUAUCAAAAAAACCGAAAAAGAAUCCGAAGCUGAAAGUUUUUACAAAAUUAUUACCAGCUCAAGAAAUAGAUCAAGAACAUUGGACAGUGUUACUCCACGAAAAAGUAUUUCAUCCAACACGAAAGAUGUUGACAUGGCUGUCAUUCCAAAUAUGUCCAUAACGACAACUAAUGGACAAAUCGUUGAAAACAUUGCACUUUCACCCUUCACAAAAAUUGAACAACCCAUUGCUAAUUUAAUUUUAAAAUUUUGUACCAUUUAUGAAUUUAGUGCAUUGUGUCGCGUCACACAACAAUGGAAUUAUUUCACAAAAAUGUAUUUGAAAGAUUUUGCAGAUUCAGAAAAUUUGAAAACAUGUCUUGCAUUAUUGUAUUGUAAAUUAUCACAAUGUUUGACCGAUGUUGUGGAAUUUGAAGAUCGACCAUUGAAGAAGGUGUUUCAACAAUUGCAUCAACAUCGACAUUUGAUUACCAAAUUACCAAAAAUAGUAUCUACACCAUCCUCCAAUACUACUUCUCCAUUGAAAAAACAUACAGAAUCAACCUCAAGCUCUCCAUCCAAUUCUCAACAACAACCACUUCUUCCAUUACAUGAAUUAUUUUACGAAUCUUACAUUUCCUAUUUUGGUACCAUUGUUCCAAGAUUAGCAUGGCACAUCAGUCGAAAGAAUGUCAAGAAGAGAAUAACAUUCAACGAAAUUCAAUUUCAUCUCACUGUAGAAAUGUUUCUCAGAGUAGACGAUAUCAAUACCAUUUCUCUCGACACGUACGAUAUUGAACAAUAUAUUCACAAAACUUGCAAUUCGAGUUUUGCUGCACAACUCAUGACUUCGGUUUUUGCAUAUUUUACAGUGUUCUUUAUGAGAUUUGAUGAAUAUAUUUCUAAUACUGUGAUUGCUGGUAGUGGUGUGAAUUCUCCAAUUUUACGAAAACAAAACAGUUCAAAGAGUACUUCAUCCAAUAAGAAGAGAAAUUCUAAAACACCACAUGACCAUCCUAUUGGAGAGGAGAUCUUUUCCUUUGAUUCUACCACCACUGCAGAUGUUUCUCCUUCAGCAUUAUCCAAGAAGAGUAGUGCUGGUGGUUCACUUUCAAGUCACAACGAAGAAUUAACAAGUGUUGCAAGAAAAACAGUUUCUUCAGGAAUUCUUCCAACUGGAGGAACUUCACGAAGACCUUCCUUGAAAAAUUUAUUAAGCACUUCACAUGAGAGCACAGUUGGAUCGUCAAAUUCUCCCUAUUUACUGUCACCUCGAUCUCCAACUCUAAUGAUGAGAAAUAAUAGCAGUAGUAGUAGUAGUAGUAAUAGUAAUCAUAGUGGAAACAAUGGUGGUCGAAGAGGAUCGUUUAAAGAUGUAUCUCCUAUUGGUUCAAGUUUUAAAUUUGAUCGAGGAGAUUUUCUCAUUUCACAACAAAGUAUCCAUUCAGGAAGUAGAGGAGAUGAAGUGAGUCAAGUGACAACAGAGACGGAUGAAGUGGAUGUUGAGGCAGAUGCUGAUGUUGAAACAUUUAAUUCUGUGGCAAGCGCUUCUACUUCAUUACCAAAUAAGGUGAAAUAUUUGGAAAUUGUUCCAAAAGCAACAUGUGAAUUGGGUUACAUGUUUUUAAUGGAUUUUUUUAAAAUUAUUUCAAGAUAUUGCAAGAAAACAAGUUUCAAUUAUGCAAAUUUCUCAGAAGCUGAAAAGGCAAGAAUUCACUACUUGUCCACUCUUUCCAUUUCUCCCUACAGCGAUUCAGCAGCUGCAUUUAUGUCAAAUACUGAUGAAGGACAAGUGUCACGAAAGAAUAUUUUGAAAUUUAAAGGAAUUUGUCAUGCCAUGGCAGAUUCAGAAUUUAUUACAUGUUUGGUCAUGUCAGGAAAGGAAUGGAAUAGUGAAGAUGUGUGUAUACUUUUUAAUUCAUUUAAUUUAUUGGAGAAGAGAUCGAGACGGGAUAAUUAUUGUGUGGAUUUAGUGUUACCAACUCAUAUUGAACUUGUGGAAGAAAAUUUCUCACAGAAUGUUUCACAACAGGAGGAUGAACAGCAACAUUCAUCAUCAUUCAACACUCGGUAUGAGGACAAUGAUACCACCAUGGUGAAAUGGCCAUCCUUCCUGAACACCGUCUACUUGACAGAAAUGAAUGAAUCUUUAAUCUUUCAUGAUCGAUGGUUUGGAGAAGGACCAAAAAUUAGAGAGAUUCAUUUGAAUUUGGGAUUGGCAGAUUCUAGCUUGUUAACAUUUGGUACUUUGAAUCAUUGUAGAAACACGUUGAGACAUCUUUACGUUUCAGAGUGUACACUUAAUUACAAAAUUGGAUCUAAUUUUGUGAACGUGAUGAAGGAAUUAGAUUUAGAAACUCUCUCUUUGGAAAGAUUUCAUCUCGACAGUGAAAAUUGGAGAAUGCUAUUUGAAGAUUAUUUACAACAUUCUUCAAACUCAUUGCAGACAAUUCGUCUCAUCGAUUGCAUCAACCAACUGUCAGAUGUUUCUUCAUUUGUUCACAACAUUCAAGUGCGAAGUAUUCAAUUAGCAAAAGUAGAAUUGAAACUUAAACAUUUUGGAGAUGAAGAAAAGGGAGCUGUGAGCGGCUUAUUAGAACAUUUAUUAUUGAACGGCAAUGCAAAAACAAUUAUUGCAGACUCAAUUUCCUCGCAAAACAAAGUGCAUAGUAGUUUGUCAAGAAAGAAGAAGAAAGGUUGCAUUAUUUCAUAA
Messenger RNA from Naegleria lovaniensis, 3147 nucleotides. RefSeq lists its product as uncharacterized. The coding region runs from base 1 to 3147 and encodes 1048 amino acids. The transcript has a single exon. The record is from RefSeq and is a predicted model, not a curated record. NCBI's taxonomy places the organism in Eukaryota, Heterolobosea, Eutetramitea, Acrasida, Naegleriidae.